CGAAACAGCUGGUUUGAAAGACUUGGUACACACGUCUUUUUCCGAUACAUAGUAGAGAGGGAGGAUUUGGUGGAACUGCGACCAGCGUUUUUGACAUUUUCAAUUCAACACUCCACUCGAAAGCCCUAGAAAUCCCAAUCUCAUUUCCUCACAACCUAUCUCUCACUUUUCCUCAUUUCUCGAAGAUUCGGGAUUCGAUUUUGGCCAUGGAGGCAGUUUCAACCUCCAGUAUUCUCCCCCAUGGGAAAGUCUCCGGUUUGAAUCAUCGGAGCUUUAAUCAGAAAUCGUCUAUGUCAUGCCCUCAGACCAGAUCGUUUAAGUCUGCACACUGUUAUUCAUCUGAGGGUCUCAAGGGAUCACAGCUUUUGAACUCCAUUGAGAAGAGAAAUCCAGUUGGGCAAACAUUUUCAUCUGCAGGAGCAUACACUUAUGUUGGAAGUGCUGUGGAAUCCCCUACACAUGCUGUGGAAGAAAAGGUUGGAGUGCUGCUUUUGAAUCUUGGAGGACCAGAGACACUUCAUGAUGUUCAACCAUUUUUGUUCAAUUUAUUUGCUGAUCCAGAUAUUAUUCGACUUCCAAGGCUGUUCCAGUUUCUCCAGCGACCAUUGGCUCAACUAAUUUCUGUGAUCCGUGCUCCCAAGAGUAAAGAAGGGUAUGCUGCAAUAGGAGGCGGUUCACCUUUGCGAAAAAUCACCGAUGAGCAGGCACAUGCAAUUAAAGCGGCUUUGGAAGCAAAGAACAUGCAUGUAAAUGUUUAUGUUGGCAUGCGUUACUGGUACCCAUUCACUGAGGAAGCAAUUGAGCAAAUUAAGAAAGACAAGAUUACAAGGCUUGUUGUGCUGCCACUUUAUCCUCAAUUCUCUAUUUCUACAACUGGGUCAAGCAUCCGUGUUCUUGAAAGUAUCUUCAGGGAAGAUGCAUAUCUGUCAAGGCUUCCUGUUUCUAUUAUACAAUGCUGGUAUCAACGACAAGGUUAUAUCAACUCUAUGGCUGACUUGAUUGAGGAAGAGCUGCAGAUUUUCUCUAAGCCCAAGGAGGUGAUGAUAUUCUUCAGUGCCCAUGGAGUACCCGUUAGUUAUGUUGAGGAUGCUGGAGAUCCAUACAGAGAUCAGAUGGAGGAGUGCAUCUACUUAAUCAUGCAAGAGUUGAAAGCUAGAGGAAUCAGCAAUAAGCAUACUCUCGCUUACCAGAGUCGAGUUGGUCCUGUACAAUGGCUGAAACCAUACACUGAUGAAGUUCUUGUUGAGCUUGGCCAAAAGGGUGUAAAAAGUCUCCUUGCUGUUCCAGUAAGCUUUGUAAGCGAACACAUAGAAACACUUGAAGAGAUUGACAUGGAGUAUAAGCACCUGGCUCUUGAAUCUGGAAUCGAGAACUGGGGCCGAGUCCCUGCUCUGGGUUGCACCUCUUCUUUCAUCACAGAUCUGGCAGAUGCUGUGAUAGAAGCUCUACCUGCGGCAAAGGCCAUGACAACACAGAGCACCUCUAAGGAAUUCAACAUGGAUCCUGUGAACUAUGCUAUAAAAAUGUUCUUCGGAUCAAUCUUAGCAUUUGUUUUGCUCUUGUCACCGAAAAUGAUAUCAAAGUUCAAAAACCAGCUCUUUUGAAGGAUAUUAGGACACACUAAACCAUUGCGGACUCCAUCAUACUCGACACAGGCAGCCCUUACAGAGAAUGAAAGAUGAAACAUAAGAACACAGAUUUUUUUUAUUCAAGAAUCUCAAAUAUUCUCUCUUUUUUUUUUGCUUAUACCAAAGAUGAGAUUUUUGGGAUGUAACUUGUGUCACCGGCAUAUAGUAUUGAUUUGUGAAAUCUUUGAUUCCAGUAUAUUAUCUUUA
Messenger RNA from Vitis vinifera (wine grape), 1835 nucleotides. Its product is annotated as ferrochelatase-2, chloroplastic. Gene Ontology annotation, biological process: heme biosynthetic process. Lineage: Eukaryota; Viridiplantae; Streptophyta; Magnoliopsida; Vitales; Vitaceae. Gene Ontology annotation, molecular function: protoporphyrin ferrochelatase activity. The record is from RefSeq and is a predicted model, not a curated record. Bases 207 to 1604 code for a protein of 465 amino acids. The transcript has 9 exons.